UCCCUCCUUCCUUUCCUCGUCGCGUCUACGCGUCUCCUUCCUCUUUCUCUCUCUCUCUCUCUCUCUCUCACUCUCAUCCUUCGGCGUCGCCGGAUCCCGAAGCCGAACCUUUAUCCUAACCCUAACCCUAACCCUUUUUCGGUUGGUUAGUUUCUUCCCUUCCGACAGGGAUCGGAUCGAGGGAGGAGAAGGGAGAAGGAAGGAGCAGGAGGGCGUGUCCUUCCAUGGAAUCCAACUCGAUCGACGACUACUGGGUCGACGGCGGGGGAUCCGAUGCCGAGUUGCGCUGCGCCAUCGAAAGCUUCUGCGACAUGGUACCCACCACCGGAGUGGGCAUCGAGGAGGCUUAUGGUGUGGAGCUGACUAGCCUAAAGAAAAGGGCUAGAGAUGAUUCAACCACUGGACUCAAGUCAAAAGCUUGCCGUGAGAAAAUGCGACGCGAUAAGUUAAAUGAUAGGUUUUCAGAACUGUCUUUAAUUCUUGACCCCGGUAGAACUCCUAAGUCUGACAAGGCAAGUAUACUAAGUGAUGCAGCUCGUGUGUUGGUACAGUUAAAAGCUGAUGCACAGGAACUUAAGGAAUCGAAUGACAAGCUUCAAGAAACAAUUAAGGAUCUGAAGGUGGAGAAGAAUGAGCUUCGAGACGAGAAGAUGAAAUUGAAGGCUGAUAAGGAGACAUUAGAGCAACAAGUCAAGGCCAUAAGCAUGGCUCCUUCUGGCUUCAUGCCACAUCCACUUGCAUAUCAUCCUGCUGCCGCCCCUACUACGUUUUCUCCGCAUGUUCAGGCCCCAUCAAACAAGGCUGCCCACUUCCCUGCUUACCCUGGCAUGGCCAUGUGGCAAUGGCUUCCCCCUGCUGUCAUGGAUACCACACAAGACUCCAAGCUUUGGCCUCCCAAUGCAUAAGCACACCAAUGGCAGAAAGCAUGUGGCAUGUCUGACACCUACCUAUAUACGGUACUACUUUUUUUUUCUCUCUGACGCUGAAUCUCAAUACUUUGGCAUCUGAAAUCAAAGGAGUUUAGUAACCCUUGUGAUGUGGUCAUUGUGCUGUAAACAAAGGAGAGUUAAAGCUGGCAUUUUAAUCCAUUUCAUUAUGAACUCUCACAAUUUGAACU
This is a messenger RNA of Musa acuminata subsp. malaccensis (wild Malaysian banana), 1117 nucleotides long. RefSeq names its product transcription factor ILR3. The record is from RefSeq and is a predicted model, not a curated record. Gene Ontology annotation, biological process: regulation of DNA-templated transcription; intracellular iron ion homeostasis. NCBI's taxonomy places the organism in Eukaryota, Viridiplantae, Streptophyta, Magnoliopsida, Zingiberales, Musaceae. Gene Ontology annotation, molecular function: protein dimerization activity; DNA-binding transcription factor activity.